GAUUCCCUCGUCACAUCGCCGUACAACGUCCCAUCCUCCUCCUCCUUCUGCCCAGCAUGUUCGACUCCACCUUCCAGGCGCUGGCGGACGUGUCCGGGGCACCGCCCGACUACGUAAAGCUCAUAUUCCUCCUCCUCAUCGCCUCUCCUCUCGCGUAUCCUCUUCCUCUACUCCCUGCACAGGCGAAGCACAUCGCUUGCAUCUUCACUUCGGCCUUCUUCUUUCUGGGCAUCCUCAACCUACGCGCUGGCUUUGCUCAGCUCUUUCUCACCAGUCUCCUGACGUAUGGACUGGCAAAGUUCAAGGUGGGAGGCAAGAAGAUGCCAUGGAUCGUCUUUUGGGUCGAGAUGGGUCAUCUGACAGUCAAUCACCUCAUUCGAGCCUACGGCAAUAUUCCCCUGACCACCAUCGAGGUCACAGCCAUGCAGAUGGUGCUCACGAUGAACCUGACUACGUUUGCCUGGGAUGUCUACGAUGGUCAGAUCAGGACGGAGGACCAGUGUGAUGCCCAGCAGAAGAUGACAAGGAUCGCACAGAUGCCGGACCUCAUCGAGUUCUUAGGGUACUGUUUCUACUUCCCAGGUGUUCUCAUUGGCCCUGCGACUCGCUUCGUAGACUAUCGAGCCUGGGCGCAGGGAAGCGUCUAUGCCUCGGUCAAGGGCAAAGAGAAGGACCAGGGAAACACGUCACUUCAGCAGCCUCCUCCUGGCAGGAUCCAGGCUGCGGCACGAGAGCUCGUCAUCGGUCUAUUCUUCCUUGGAGUGUACACCGUCUUUGCGCCGGGAUGGGAUUUCACUGCUCUGGUUCUCCCAGUCGAGGAAGGCGGACUGGGCAAGAAGGAGACGACUCUCGUAUACAGGAUCUGGUUCGCAACGGUCGCAAGCUUCAUGGCGAGAACAAAGUACUACGGCGUUUGGACUUUGACCAAUGCUUCGUGCAUUCUCUCUGGCCUGUCGUACAACGGUGUCGCUCCCGUCAGCGGCAGCUCAUCUACUGAGCUGUCUUCUCGCACGCGCUGGAAUCGCUGCCAGAAUGUGGACAUCUUCGGUGUCGAGUUCGCACAGAACUGGAAGGAGCUGCUUGAUCACUGGAACAUGAACACAAACGUCUGGCUCCGAAACAACGUCUACAAGCGAGUGACCCGGCCUGGCAAGAAGCCUGGCUUCAAGUCAACAAUGGUCACAUUCCUCACUUCGGCAUUCUGGCACGGCGUAGCCCCAGGCUAUUACAUGGCGUUCAUCUAUGGAGGCUUUGCACAAUCAAUUGCUCGCUCCCUGCGCAAGUCCCUGCGACCAAGAUUCUUUCCUCCUUCCGGACCUGCCGAUGCUGCCUCUCAGAAGCCCGGGCAGCAGGGCGGAGGGCACAAGGUCUACCAGUGGAUCUACGUGGCCCUAUCUAUCGCCAGCGUCCACCUCUCGCUAGCAUUCGCAGCCCUCGCCUUCCUCCUGCUGGACGUUCAGGCCACCUGGAAAGCGUGGAGCGCCCUCAACUUCUACGGCCUCUGGUCCAUCGGAGGCCUCACCAUCGCCUUCCGCCUCGGUCUCGGCAAGGUUCUCUCUGGCUCGCAGCACGUCUCUCGAGAGCGCAAGAAGCGCGACGUGGCUCCUCACAGCGCCACUGCCAGUGCGGCCACGAGCGGGGACGAGCUCUUCUCCUAUUCUACCUCUGUCCGACCCAGGCCUGUGGGCGAGGAUGAGCAGAGGAGGAUUGGUGAGAGGAUCUUGAAGCAGGAGGCGGAGAAGGAGCCUGGAGUCCACCUGCUGGAUGUGGAUAUGGCGGAGAGGGACUUGAGGGAGAAGAUCGAACAGAUGUAGAAUUGCAUGUAGGGAUAGAAGGGGGCGAUCCCAAGCAAGAACUAUCAGGUGGUCUCGCUCGAAGAGAACAGCAAAGGCGAGCAUCAAGAUGGGUGAUCAAGUACUUUACAGCAUAGAGUCCGAGUGACUUUCUCCUCACGGAAAGAGGUACAGAGCAAUACCCCCAACA
Molecule: messenger RNA, 1983 nt
Organism: Microstroma glucosiphilum
Lineage: Eukaryota; Fungi; Basidiomycota; Exobasidiomycetes; Microstromatales; Microstromataceae
Product: MBOAT-domain-containing protein
Exons: 6
Coding region: 57-1814 (585 amino acids)
Biological process (GO): lipid modification; glycerophospholipid biosynthetic process
Cellular component (GO): endoplasmic reticulum; membrane
Molecular function (GO): 1-acylglycerophosphocholine O-acyltransferase activity; 1-acylglycerol-3-phosphate O-acyltransferase activity
Source: RefSeq, a predicted model, not a curated record